UCCGGUCAAUCUCUACGCCUUCCGCCAGCGGCUUCUCUGAGCCCGCCUCCGAACCGGAGCAUAUAACUAAUUGGUCAGUGUGGUCCGGGCUCGGGGCGGGGAUUGGCUGACUGGCGGCAACGUUCUGGGACAGCCAAUCUGGAAACCCGAGUCGCUGGAGAAGCUGCUGGCUGCCGCGCGGCGGUGUUGCUUUGUGGACCAUGUGCUGCUAUGUAUGCCUGAAGUACUUGAAAUGCAAAUUUGGAAAGGCUUUGGUAUCUAAAUGCUUGGCUGGAUUAAGCGCCUGAUGAGGAUGGUUUUUCAGCAGGUUGGAGUAAGCAUGCAGUCGGUACUUUGGUCAGGAAAGCCAUAUGGUUCAUCUCGAAGUAUCGUAAGGAAAAUUGGCACUAACUUAUCUGUGAUCCAGUGUCCAAGAGUUCAGUUUCAGCUUACUAGCCAUGUGACGGAGUGGACUUCUAGUCACCCAAGAGAGGAUGCAGUGGCGUCAUUUGCUGAUGUUGCCUGGGUAGCCACAGAAGGAGGAGAGAACUCAACGAGACUCAGGACAGAGGUCAGAUCCAGCCUGCCACUUCAGGAUGACCUUUUGUUUGAGAAGCCCCCAACCAGGCAUAUUUCCUUACCAAAUUUGUCCCAAGAAGAGCCUCCACCGAAGACUACAGUCCUGGCAAAUGAAGAAGCAUUACAGAAGAUCUGUGCACUUGAAAAUGAACUUGCUGCUCUCCGAGCUCAGAUUGCUAAAAUUGUGACCCUGCAAGAGCAGCAAAAUCUUACUGCAGGUUACUUAGAUUCUACCACAUCUACUACAGCACCAUCUCCUCCACCUCCACCUCCACCACCACCACCCCUUCCAGUGGGGCUCCACCAAAGUGUAUCUGCUAUUGAUCUGAUUAAAGAACGUAGAGAGCAAAAAGGCAGUUCUGGAAAGACUUUGGCUAAGAACAACCCAAAGAAAUCUGACAUGCCAAAUAUGCUAGAGAUCCUUAAAGAUAUGAACAGUGUAAAGCUUCGGUCAGUCAAGAGGUCAGAGCAAGAUGGAAAGCCCAAGCCAGUGGAUACUACUGACCCUGCUGCUCUCAUAGCAGAGGCUCUGAAAAAGAAGUUUGCUUAUCGGUAUGAAAGCAGUGGCCAAGGUGAAGCUGAAAAAGGAGUUCCGAAGUCUGAAUCAGAGACCACCUCAAAGACUGCUUUGUUUGGGCCACAUAUGUUGAAGUCUACAGGAAAAAUGAAGGCUCUAAUUGAAAAUGUUUCUAACUCCUGAUGAACAGUGAACUGAGAGAGACUAUCCUGGUUCAGCUGCUGUUUUGUGAGGGCUGAGUUUGGGUAGUAGGAAUCGGCACUAUUUAGUAAAUACCUUUAGUAUUCAUUGGUUUCUUUUUUAACCUAGAGGAUUAAGCAAUAAUGAGUGCACUAUAAGUUUGGUUCUGAUGUUUUUGAUACAUAGCUAUGGUGUUCAGAUUGAAAACAUUUGUAAGACUUCAGAACAUAGAAAAAGACAUUUGUGGUGUUACACAUUUUAAACUCUUAACACUAAUUGAUCUUAUAAAUGUUUUAUAUUUAUAUAUCUGGAUAUAAAACAGUUCAUGUAAAAAUUAAUGAUGGCAGUGAGGUACUAUUAUCAUCAUUCAUUUUCAAGUAUCGUUUACUGUUCAGCGAUGGAACAGUUGGUAUAACCCAAGUUGUUGAAGUGAAAUAUCUGAAAUUGGACUCUUUUUACCUUGAGUAGAAUUCCAUCUUAGAUGUGCGCCCAUGGUUUGAAGGUGGGCUUCGCAUAGGAGCUGAGUAGUGUUUGCUGCAGAGACCCUGAAAUGCUUUCCAGUAGAGCAAAGGUGAGGACAAGGAAGGCUGGCUUGCCCCUUGUUGCCACCCAGUGCUGAGGUGACAAAUAUAGUUUACAGGCAGUGACAGAUGAUUGAAUUAAUUACUUUUUAGGUAGAAACCAGAAUGUACUAUGUUCUUUCUUUUCAGUUUAAUAAAUGGCAUCAUUAAGUGACGUACUGCUGAGUUAAUAUUUCUGGAGACAUCAGCAUAGUGGAGUUCAAUUUUUUAAAAUAUUGGUGAAAAUAUUAAUGUUAUUUGUAAGGAAAUUUUAUUAAGUAGGUGCAUGACUUUCCUAUGAAUUACUGUUAUUGGUCCCUGUGCUGUUCUAGAAAUUGUAUUUCACCAUAUAAAACCUUAGGUGCUAUUAGAAAGUGGAAGCUGGAUGUGGUGGUACAUGCCUAUUAGCCUGUCACUUGGGAGGCUGAGGCAAGGGGACCACUAUAAAUUUGACACUACCCUGGGCUACAUAGUGAGUUCAGUCAACUUGAACUACAUAAUGAGAUCUUGUCUUGCAAAAAAAAAAAAAAAAUAAAGUGGAGAAUUAGAAUCUGAGCAGCUUAAUGAGGAUUUGUCUCAAAGUGAAAACUGUUUUCCCUUAGGGCCUGUAAGAACUUAGUACAAGUGACCAUUUUAAAAUGCUUAGUACAUUUUCAUGACUCUGAUAAACUCAGCCAUAGUUAAUCUCUACAUAGGUAAAUAUUUGAAUUUGUUGUUUAAAUUUAUGGAAAAGUUGUACUUCCUGGGAGGAUGAAGAGAUGGUAAAUUAUAGAUAGACAUUUUAAGUUAUUGAAAUAUAUUGUUUUUUUAAUGUUAUUUUUUAUUGUGAUAAAAUACACCUGGCGUAAAAUUUCCCGUUUUGGCCCUGAGCCCCUCCGUACUGUGUGCAGUCUGUACCACUGGCCCACCUCUGCCUUCCUCAUCCUUGCUCUGUUAGACAACCCCUUACCCCUCGCCCACCCCUGUCCCCUGGCAUCUCUGAAUCUCCUGUGAGUGGGGUCCUCAGGGACUGGCUGGUUUUAGUGCAGUAUCAAAUUUGUCUAGGCUGUAGCAGUGUCAGGCCUUCCUCCCCUUCCAGGGUAAAUGAUAUUCUACUACAUGGCAGGAAUUGCACCACUUCUGUUCAUCAGUUUGUGUGGCUUUCUCUUCUUGUGAAUCACGUGGCUAUGAACAUGGGUCUACAGAUCCCUGUCUGCGUCCAGGUUUUAUGCUUUCGGGCCUGGACCUGUCAUAGAAGUCUGGACCCUGUGUAGUUCUGUUGUCAGCUUCGAGGAGCUGCAUGGUCCUUUCAGCUCUGCCCCACUUCUCUCAACUUCACCCUUGCUUGAAAUCUUUUGGUGGCUGGUGGCCUUUAGGGCCCUUGAGGCGUACAGGCCAGGCCUUUGUAUGUGCUUGACACCCGUCAUCUCCUCUGGGGAGCCCUGGCUGUGCCAAGGGAUCCAAGUGUCCAGACCAUGCUGCGAGGUUUGGGGGUCUCCCCUGACUCGAGUCUUGAUAGGCUCAGGUCUCUGGCCCUACAUCCCCAUGCCCACUCAGGGCCCUGUCCUCCCCUGUAUGAUUAUAGUAAAGGCUGCUGUGGGGUGGGACAUGGGUCACGGCCUGGUGUGUUCUAAGUAGUUCAAAAGUUAUUUGAAGCAAUUGAUAUGGUUUGGUUAUGUAGCCUAAAUGCGAAUGUUUGGAAUGUUGACGUCAAUGUAUAUUGUUGCUAAUUUUUUAAAAUGGCUUAAAAAUUCUGUCUCUAAGAAAUUAAAAACAUUUGCCUGACAUAUUUUGGCCUCCUAAGAAAUUUGUAUUUGUAUUAGUAUUGAAUUUUGGCUAGUGCUCCAAUAUAAGGAAGUAACUAUUUUAAAAUAAAGCAGACUAUUUUUUAAUUCUC
Molecule: messenger RNA, 3691 nt
Organism: Cavia porcellus (domestic guinea pig)
Lineage: Eukaryota; Metazoa; Chordata; Mammalia; Rodentia; Caviidae
Gene: Mtfr1
Product: mitochondrial fission regulator 1
Exons: 8
Coding region: 263-1258 (331 amino acids)
Biological process (GO): mitochondrial fission; aerobic respiration
Cellular component (GO): mitochondrion
Source: RefSeq, a predicted model, not a curated record